Lycium ferocissimum is the source of this 896-nucleotide messenger RNA. RefSeq names its product probable membrane-associated kinase regulator 2. Gene Ontology annotation, cellular component: plasma membrane. Bases 1 to 789 code for a protein of 262 amino acids. The record is from RefSeq and is a predicted model, not a curated record. The transcript has 3 exons. Lineage: Eukaryota; Viridiplantae; Streptophyta; Magnoliopsida; Solanales; Solanaceae.
AUGCUGGCCCAAUGCCGACCCCAAUACGUCACCGUUGCUGAUACUGUCCCUUAUUCUGAUUCUAUUAAGAAUCUCAUCUAUGGAAUUGAUUGCGCAACCCACACUAAUGAAGAAACCCAUUACGAUGAAGACUCCUUCUUCGAUCUGGUGCUCACAGGACCUGAUGGAAACCUAAAAGAGGACUAUAACUCCAAAUAUGUGAAGCAAGGGAAGAGCGAAUUUUACGGUAAAUCCAAAGCAUCAAAACAAGAGACAUUUGCCCAGAGGCAACAGUUUAAGAAGCAACUGAGAAAGAGAGAGACAAGGGAAUUUUCAGUUGACAACUCGUCGUCUAAGCAAUUUGCAAGAGCUGCUGAAGUACCCAAGUUCUUGAAAUUGGUGAAGCCUUUGUACGCCAGAAAUUCCAAAAUGUGCACUGAUAAAAUUAAAAUCUCGGAUCAGGUGUCGACACCAUUGCCUUCUCCGUUCGUGCAAUCAUUUAGCUCAUCCAAAAAGCAGUUGGAGGAGAAGCAGGGGAACAGAGUUGCUGGAUUUGGAGCUGUGUGUAAGCACGUAAUGAAGAGCCGAUCCACGGCUUCUUCAUCCUUUGCCGGAGCUUCAUCGUUGCCGACGAAUCGAAGGGAUGAUUCAUUAUUGGAGCAAAAUGACGGAAUCCAAGGUGCUAUUCUUCACUGCAAGAGAUCCUAUAGCACUGCAUCAAAAGAUUUUUCGAGGUUAUUACCAAGAUCUACAUCUGAAGAUGUACCAAGAGGCACUUAUUAUGAAGAACAGAGCAGAUGGAGCAUUUGAAUAAUCAACACUUAGAAGUAUUUUGAAUCAAACAGAGAACUGGUAGAAGCAUAGGCUUGUCCUGUUUCCAUUGCUUCUAUGAAUUGGAGAACCUACUUUUGUUUGUA